This is a messenger RNA of Peromyscus californicus insignis, 1900 nucleotides long. RefSeq names its product small integral membrane protein 43 (gene Smim43). The transcript has 3 exons. Lineage: Eukaryota; Metazoa; Chordata; Mammalia; Rodentia; Cricetidae. The record is from RefSeq and is a predicted model, not a curated record. Bases 592 to 783 code for a protein of 63 amino acids.
AAGCCAACAACAGAAAGCUUUUGUAAAAUACGACAUUUGAAAUGCAGUUUACUGUUAGUGUUUCUGUAAAGACCUAUAGCGCAGAGGAGAAAAAUACAGUCUUGCAUGGCCUCUGAAAUUCUAACGGGCGAGGCAGCUUGAAGUGGAACUGUGGAUGCAUCCAUAGUUCACCUCACAGCAAAGAGUAUCUCCCAACCUUCCCAUGGUACUUUCAGCCACCUUUAAUUUUGUGUAUCUCUUUUGGAAAGGUGCGAGUGGUACACACUAUGAAGGACAUUAAUUAUGAAGGGAGGGGACAGGGGCUCCACUGGCUGUCUCCAAUGGGAGUCUUAAGAACACCUGCAGGGAGCCAGCUGCAGACACCCGGGAACACUGGGAACACUGGGCGGUUUCUCGUGUCUCCACCCGCUGAAGUUCGCUCUGGAGAAGCUAGCUGGUAUCUCCACGCAGAAGAAGCUCCGCGGCGCUCGCAGAUCUGCUCCGGGGGUCCCUGCGCUCCUGGGGAGCCGCGGAGGCCAGGCAGAUAGCAGCGGACCCGGGGGCGAGCUCGCCGAGCCAAAAGCAGCGCGCACCUCCCGGGCAGCGCCCAGAAUGGAGUGGGAGCUGAAUUUGCUGCUCUACCUGGCGCUCUUCUUCUUCCUGCUUUUCCUCCUGUUUCUCCUGCUCUUCGUGGUCAUCAAGCAGCUGAAGAACUCGGUGGCCAACACGGCCGGGACGCUGCAGCCCGGGCGCCUGUCACUGCACCGGGAGCCGUGGGGUUUCAAUAACGAGCAAGCGGUGUGAUCCAGCGCUGAGCUGGUCUCAGUUCCGCGGGGAUCCAGAUCUACGUCAUCGGGACCCAGGCUGGCGCCUUUGACUGGUGGCACCCAGGACCAAACUCUGAUCACAGCCUGGGAACCCCCGCAAAGCUGGACAGUGGGUGGCGGAAUUCUUCUUGCAAAAGGCCAUCCCUUUCAUACACAGAAGAAAAGGCACUCUGUGCUCAGAAACGCUACCUCUCUUCCUUCUGAGACUCCACUCUCAAUCUAGGAAUAUCCUGGGAGAUCGCCUCUUGAGCUGCUUCUACUCACAGCCUACGUACUGGCCAAGCAGAGGGAGAAGAAACACUUCCCACACCCAGAGCUGUGCAAAAGAACUUUCUGUGAUAUGGAACUGUUCUAUAUCUGUGAUGCCCAAUACAGCAACUACUAGUCACAUGUGUCUAGUAAACACUGAAAUAUGGCUAGCAGGGUUUAAAUUUUACUUAAUUUCUCCUGAGACAGCCACAUGGGGAUGGUGGCUUUUGUAUGUACUGUUCAUCCCAUUCUCUUUCUUGGGUGUUUUAGAGUUAGAGGGGGAGGUGGCAGCCAGCCACGUGCUCCACAUCCAUGGGCUUCACUGCUCUUCUUGCAUUGAGUUUGUCUCCUUGAGGAAAAGGAAAAUUAGUGUGUUGGAACUAAAUUAAAAAUGUUACCCUCUACCUAUUGCAUGUCUUCUUGGACCAAAUGGGAUGGGUUUUAGUGACCAGCGACCCUGGAAAAAAUGGCAGUUCUGAUCCACCAUGUGCCCUUGACCCCCGUCCAUGCUCCCAACAGAGGUCACUUUGUCUUGUGCAGUGUGGCCCAUUUUCGUUCACUUUUUAAUAUUGUAAAUUCCAAAUGAUUAUUUUGUGUAUGUUUUUCAAAAUACCUAAUGGAUUAUAUUUUUUAAGGUUGUGAAAUAAAAAAAUAAUUACAUGUAAUUCAUUUUUUGUGUGAUUUUUAGUUACUCAUUAUUAUCUAAACUGUUGUAUUAAUUAGGAUAUGGUUAAUAAAGGAAAGAGGUGUUGAUUUUUAUAUGAUUUCCCUUUUAAUUCACAAGUUUAUAUACUAAUGAAUGUUACCUUUCAAAAUCAUUAAAUAAUUCUUCUGUUACAUUUGAA